Messenger RNA from Felis catus (domestic cat), 10501 nucleotides. RefSeq names its product probable maltase-glucoamylase 2. The transcript has 46 exons. Gene Ontology annotation, biological process: carbohydrate metabolic process. Gene Ontology annotation, molecular function: alpha-1,4-glucosidase activity; carbohydrate binding. NCBI's taxonomy places the organism in Eukaryota, Metazoa, Chordata, Mammalia, Carnivora, Felidae. The coding region runs from base 1 to 10356 and encodes 3451 amino acids. The record is from RefSeq and is a predicted model, not a curated record.
AUGGAGAAAUUCAAAGAGGAGGAAGUGGUUGAUAGUGCUGGAUGUAUGGCAAGGAAUCUGAGUGUGUUGGAAGUCCUUCUGAUCAUCUUCUUCCUAACUAUACUCGCCUUAGAUAUCUUCUUGAUGCUUUUGGUGUUGGGAAAUCCUUCAGGGUUUACCGCCAAGUUGAAAAGGCUACCUACCCCAUCUCUGUUUGGAUAUGAUGUCCCUGAUGCCCUCUUCGCGGCUGACUAUCAGACAUCCAAUCGUUUUCAUUUUAAGAUCACUGAUAUGGAUAGCAAACGCUAUGAAGUCACCCUUGAAAAUAUUGACUUGCUUGAUAGGACUCCUAAGACCUCUAAUUUGAACUAUCACGUAGAGGUCAUUAAUGAGCCCUUCAGCUUCAAGAUCAUACGGACCAGCAACAAAAGAAUCUUGUUGGACACGAGCAUCGGGCCCCUGCAGUUCGCCCAUCAGUACCUGCAGCUGUCUUUCCGACUGCCCAGUACCUCCGUGUAUGGGCUGGGAGAACACGUGCAUCAGCAGUACCUCCACAACCUGACCUGGAAGACCUGGCCCAUCUUCACUCGGGAUGCCACCCCCACCAAGGGCAUGAUUAAUCUGUAUGGAGCUCAUACAUUCUUCCUGUGCCUCGAAGACACCAGCGGCUCCUCUUUUGGGGUUUUUCUGUUGAACAGUGACGCCAUGGAGGUCAUCCUUCAGCCUGCUCCUGCAAUCACUUACCGCACGAUUGGGGGCAUCCUUGACUUUUAUGUAUUCCUGGGAAAUACUCCAGAACAAGUGGUUCAGGAAUAUCUGGAGCUCAUUGGACGACCAUUCUUGCCUCCCUACUGGAGUCUUGGGUUCCAGCUUAGUCGCAGGAACUAUGGCGGCAUCAAUGGAUUGAGGAAAGUUGUGGACCGAAAUCGUGGAGCUGGGAUCCCAUAUGACGUCCAGUACUCUGACAUAGACUACAUGGAAGGGGGAAAGGAUUUCACAAUUGAUAAAGAGGCUUUCCCUCGUCUCGAAGAUUUUGCCAAAGACUUGCAUGGCCAAGGAAUGAAAUAUGUAAUCAUGAUGCAUCCUGGAAUAUUAAAUGACUCUAAAUACCAGCCCUAUGAGACUGGAAGUGAGAAGAGAGUAUGGAUCUGGCAGGACAAUGAAUUUGCCAUUGGACAGGGAUAUCCCGGAUUGACGGUCUUUCCUGAUUUUAGCAAUCCAGUUUGUAUUGAGUGGUGGAGAGAGCAGAUCAGUGAAUUUCAUAAAACUCUCGAGUUUGAUGGAGUGUGGAUUGAAAUGGAUGAAGUAUCCAGCUUUCACCACGGGUCCAAUCGUGGGUGUGAGUCAAACCACUUGAACGUUCCUCCUUUCACUCCCAGAGUUCUGGACGGCUUCCUUUCUGCAAGAACCCUCUGCAUGGAUGCAGAAUUUCAUCAGGGCCUUCACUAUGAUGUCCACAGCUUGUAUGGCUACUCCAUGGCAAAAGCUACACACUUGGCCAUGGAGGGUAUCCCCUUAAACAAAAGUAGCUUCAUCUUAUCCCGUUCUACUUUUGCUGGGUCUGGCAAGUUUGCUGCUCAUUGGUUGGGAGACAAUGCAGCCACAUGGGAUGAUCUCCGAUGGUCCAUCCCUAGUAUCCUUGAGUUCAACCUAUUUGGUAUCCCCAUGGUAGGUGCCAACAUCUGUGGUUAUACAAAAAAUGUCACAGAGGAGCUCUGCAGAAGGUGGAUGCAGCUUGGAGCCUUUUAUCCACUAUCAAGGAAUCAUAAUGGGCCUGAGUUUGUGGAUCAGGAUCCUGUUGCCUUUGGCAGCCACUCUCUGCUGGUGAAUUCCUCCAAACAUUAUCUGAACAUCCGCUACACUCUACUCCCCUAUCUCUACACCCUUUUCUACCGAGCUCACACCCGGGGAGACACCGUGGCAAGGCCCCUUGUCCAUGAGUUCUACCAGGACCCAGCUACAUGGGAGGUACACGAGCAGUUCUUAUGGGGGCCUGGACUUCUCAUCACACCUGUUUUAUAUGAGGGUGUGGACCAAGUGAAGGCAUACAUACCGGAUGCCGUGUGGUACGACUAUGAGACAGGAGUAGCUAUCCAGUGGAGGAAACAACUGGUAGAGAUGCAGCUACCACCCGAUAGGAUUGGACUUCACCUCCGUGGGGGCUUCAUAUUUCCCACCCAGCAGCCCAGCACAACCACAGAGGCCAGUCGGAAGAAUCCCCUGGGACUCAUUGUUGCCUUGGACUAUAAGAGAGAAGCGAAGGGAGAGCUGUACUGGGAUAAUGGUGAAUUCAAAGAUGAAAAGUAUAUUCUGUAUGAUUUUUCUGUCGCUUCUAACCGUCUACAGGCAAAGGUUAUAAAUAAUAACUAUACGGACCCCAACAACCUCACGUUUACAGACAUCAUAAUCUUGGGAAUGGACAAGCAACCUAUGAAUUUCACUGUUUCAUUGAAGAAUUCUUACAGGCCCAUUUUAAAUGUUACCUACAAUGUUUCAUCAAAGGUGGUGAAGAUUACUGAUCUCAAGGGACUGGUACUUGGACAAGAAUUCUCCAUUAAAUGGGAACUUCCAGUCAGUGACCUGGAGAAAUUCAACUGCUACCCUGAUGAGCCCCCCCUCACUCUGGAGCAUUGCAGGAAGCGGGGCUGCCUCUGGGAGGACACAACUGUUCCUGGUGUACCUACCUGUUACUAUGACACCAUCCCUAAUUAUGCUGCCAGUAACAUUCAGUACCUGCCCACGGGCAUCACCACAGACCUCACCCACCUGAUGACCCCUGAAUCAACUCGAGCAGCCACUGCUGCUGGUUCUCUUUCUGCAACGAUCAGCUUCCUCCGCCUGAGUGUCAUCUACCACACAGAAAACAUGCUGCAGUUCAAGAUCUUUGAUGCUACUAACAAAAGGUACGAGGUCCCAGUGCCUCUGAACACGCCUCCCUCUCCUGUUGGCUCCCCUGAAAACCGUCUGUAUGAUGUCAGGAUUCAGAACAAUCCUUUUGGGAUCCAGAUUCAACGAAAAAGCUCCAACACUGUGAUUUGGGACUCUCAGCUCCCCGGCUUUACUUUCAACGACACGUUCCUCUCCAUUUCGACUCGCCUCCCCUCUCAGUACCUCUACGGCUUUGGGGAGACUGAGCACACAGCUUUCAGGAGAAAUAUGAGCUGGAACAUGUGGGGAAUGUUCGCUCGUGAUGAGCCACCCGCGUACAAGAAGAAUUCCUAUGGCGUCCACCCCUACUACAUGGCACUGGAGCAGGAUGGCAGUGCCCAUGGGGUGCUCCUGCUAAACAGCAACGCCAUGGAUGUAUCAUUCCAGCCCACUCCUGCCCUGACAUACCGCACCACAGGAGGGAUUUUGGACUUUUAUAUGGUUUUGGGGCCAACCCCCGAGCUUGUAACUCAACAGUACACUGAGUUGAUUGGUCGGCCAGCAAUGACUCCAUACUGGGCCUUGGGAUUCCAGCUAAGUCGCUAUGGAUACGAGAAUGAUAAGGAGAUCUCCCAAUUGUAUGAGGCAAUGAUGGCGGCCCAGAUUCCCUAUGAUGUCCAGCAUGUAGACAUCGAUUACAUGGACCGGAAGCUGGACUUCACUCUCAGCCCCAGCUUCCAAAACCUCGGUCUCUUGAUUGACCAAAUGAAGAAAAAUGGCAUGAGAUUUGUUCUCAUUCUGGACCCAGCCAUUUCUGGCAACGAGACCCAUUAUCCCACAUUCAAGAGAGGGCAGGAAAACGACGUAUUCAUCAAGUGGCCUGAUAACAAUGAAAUCGUCUGGGGAAAGGUUUGGCCAGAUUUGCCCAAUGUGAAUGUGGAUGCCACCCUUGACCAUGAAACUCAGGUUAAGCUGUACAGAGCCUACGUUGCUUUUCCUGACUUCUUACGUGAUAGCACAGCUGCAUGGUGGAAAAAGGAAAUACAGGAGCUCUAUGUGAACCCUCAAGAGCCAAAGAAGAGCUUGAAGUUUGAUGGAUUGUGGAUUGACAUGAAUGAGCCAUCAAACUUUGUGGAUGGAUCUGUCAGGGGCUGCAGCGAUAAAAGUCUUAACAAGCCACCCUAUAUGCCACAUUUGGAGUCCAGGGACAUGGGCCUUAGCAGCAAGACCCUGUGCAUGGAGAGUCAGCAGAUCCUGCCAGACGGCUCACGGGUGCGACACUAUGACGUGCACAGCCUGUACGGAUGGGCCCAGACCAGACCCACUUACGAAGCCCUGCAGGCGGUGACAGGACAGCGAGGGGUCGUCAUCACCCGCUCCACGUUCCCUUCUUCUGGCCGCUGGGGAGGUCACUGGCUGGGAGACAACACGGCCGCGUGGGACCAGCUGAGGAAGUCUAUCAUUGGCAUGAUGGAGUUCAGUCUCUUUGGAAUGUCUUAUACAGGAGCAGAUAUUUGUGGGUUCUUUGGAAAUGCCGAAUAUGAGAUGUGUCUUCGCUGGAUGCAGCUGGGGGCCUUUUACCCAUUUUCCAGAAACCACAACACCAUCGGGACAAGGAGACAAGAUCCUGUGGCCUGGAAUUCAACCUUCGAGAUGUACUCAAGAAAAGUCCUUCAGACCAGAUACGCCCUGCUGCCUUACCUCUACACUUUGAUGCAUAAAGCUCACGUUGAGGGCAGCACUGUCGUCCGACCCCUUCUCCAUGAGUUUACAAAUGACAGAGUGACAUGGGAUAUAGACCGUCAGUUUAUGUUGGGUCCUGCUAUCUUAAUCAGCCCCGUGCUGGAAAGUAACACUUUUGAGAUCCAAGCUUAUUUUCCCAGAGCCCGUUGGUACGACUACAGCACGGAAUCUGGCAAUGCGUCAACAGGUUACUGGAAAACCCUGGAGGCUCCCCUUGACCACAUCAACCUUCAUAUCAGAGGAGGCUACAUCCUGCCUUGGCAAGAGCCUGCAAUGAACACUCAGGCCAGUCGACAAAAAUUUAUGGGAUUGAUUGUUGCUUUGGAUGACAAUGGGAAAGCUGAAGGUCAGAUAUUCUGGGACGAUGGACAAAGCAUUGAUACCUAUGAAAAUGGAAACUAUUUCUUGGCAAACUUUAUAGCAGCUCAGAACAUAUUGCAAAUCCAAACCAUGCACAAUAAGUAUUUGAGUGACUCAAAUCCACUGAAAGUUGGAUAUAUUAAAAUCUGGGGGGUAAAUUCUACUUAUGUGACACAAGUCACUUUUACUUAUGACAACAAGCAAUUCAUGGAGAAGAAUUUCAAGAGUGACCCUUACAAUCAGAUACUAACAAUUCAAUUGACUGACAAGAUUAUCAACCUGGAAAAACUAACUGAGGUUACCUGGAUAUACGGUGGCCCUAUAAUUUCCACUACACCUAUGACAAGUACCUUCCCGACAGAGUCUCUACAUCCUUCUACAGUUACGACUAAGGCUACCACUUUUGAAACUGUUAUCACUAGUUCUGCGACUACUACUAUGACUCUUCCUAUCACAACCACUCCUUUCUCAACAAGUGCUAUUGAAAUGACAACUAGUACUACCAGUUCUGAUCCCACUACACCAUCCUCUACAAGUACCUCUGCUGCUAGUCCUAGUACUCUGCCGAUCACAACCACUCCUUUCCCAACAAGUACUAUUGAAGUGACAACAAGUACCGCUGGUCCUGAUCCCCCUACACCUGCUGCUACAAGUGCUACUACUAGUAGUAGUACUCUUAUCACAACCACUCCUUUCCCAACAAGUACUAUUGAAGUGACAACUAGUACUGCUGGUCCUGAUACCACUACACCUGUUGCUACAAGUACUAGUAGUAGUAGUAGUCCUAGUACUCUUCCUGUCACAACCACUCCUUUCCCAACAAGUACUAUGGAAGGUACAACAAGUACUACUAUUACUAAUAGCACUACACCAUCCUCUACAAGUACCCCUACUGCUAGCACUAGUACUCUGCCGAUCACAACCACUCCUUUUGCAACAAGUACUAUUGAAGUGACAACAAGUACUGCUGGUCCUGAUACCACUACACCUGCUGCUACAAGUACUACUACUAGUAGUAGUCCUAGUACUCUGCCGAUCACAACCACUCCUUUCCCAACAAGUACUAUUGAAGUGACAACAAGUACUGCUGGUCCUGAAACCCCUACACCUGCCGCUACAAGUGCUACUACUAGUAGUAGUACUCUUAUCACAACCACUCCUUUCCCAACAAGUACUAUUGAAGUGACAACUAGUACCGCUGGUGCUGAUACCCCUACACCUGCUGCUACAAGUACUACUACUAGUAGUAGUCCUAGUACUCUGCCAAUCACAACCACUCCUUUCCCAACAAGUACUAUUGAAGUGACAACAAGUACUGCUGGUCCUGAUCCCCCUACACCUGCUGCUACAAGUGCUACUACUAGUAGUAGUACUCUUAUCACAACCACUCCUUUCCCAACAAGUACUAUUGAAGGGACAACUAGUACUGCUGGUCCUGAUACCACUACACCUGCUGCUACAAGUACUACUAGUAGUAGUAGUCCUAGUACUCUUCCUGUCACAACCACUCCUUUCCCAACAAGUACUAUGGAAGGUACAACAAGUACUACUAUUACUAAUAGCACUACACCAUCCUCUACAAGUACCCCUACUGCUAGCACUAGUACUCUGCCGAUCACAACCACUCCUUUUGCAACAAGUACUAUUGAAGUGACAACAAGUACUGCUGGUCCUGAUACCACUACACCUGCUGCUACAAGUGCUACUACUAGUAGUAGUCCUAGUACUCUGCCGAUCACAACCACUCCUUUCCCAACAAGUACUAUUGAAGUGACAACAAGUACCGCUGGUCCUGAUCCCCCUACACCUGCUGCUACAAGUGCUACUACUAGUAGUAGUACUCUUAUCACAACCACUCCUUUCCCAACAAGUACUAUUGAAGUGACAACUAGUACUGCUGGUCCUGAUACCACUACACCUGUUGCUACAAGUACUAGUAGUAGUAGUAGUCCUAGUACUCUUCCUGUCACAACCACUCCUUUCCCAACAAGUACUAUGGAAGGUACAACAAGUACUACUAUUACUAAUAGCACUACACCAUCCUCUACAAGUACCCCUACUGCUAGCACUAGUACUCUGCCGAUCACAACCACUCCUUUUGCAACAAGUACUAUUGAAGUGACAACAAGUACUGCUGGUCCUGAUACCACUACACCUGCUGCUAUAAGUGCUACUACUAGUAGUAGUCCUAGUACUCUGCCGAUCACAACCACUCCUUUCCCAACAAGUACUAUUGAAGUGACAACAAGUACUGCUGGUCCUGAUACCCCUACACCUGCCGCUACAAGUGCUACUACUAGUAGUAGUACUCUUAUCACAACCACUCCUUUCCCAACAAGUACUAUUGAAGUGACAACUAGUACUGCUGGUGCUGAUACCCCUACACCUGCUGCUACAAGUACUACUACUAGUAGUAGUCCUAGUACUCUGCCAAUCACAACCACUCCUUUCCCAACAAGUACUAUUGAAGUGACAACAAGUACUGCUGGUCCUGAUCCCCCUACACCUGCUGCUACAAGUGCUACUACUAGUAGUAGUACUCUUAUCACAACCACUCCUUUCCCAACAAGUACUAUUGAAGGGACAACUAGUACUGCUGGUCCUGAUCCCACUACACCUGCUGCUACAAGUACUAGUAGUAGUAGUAGUCCUAGUACUCUUCCUGUCACAACCACUCCUUUCCCAACAAGUACUAUGGAAGGUACAACAAGUACUACUAUUACUAAUAGCACUACACCAUCCUCUACAAGUACCCCUACUGCUAGCACUAGUACUCUGCCGAUCACAACCACUCCUUUCCCAACAAGUACUAUUGAAGUGACAACAAGUACUGCUGGUCCUGAUACCCCUACACCUGCCGCUACAAGUGCUACUACUAGUAUUAGUACUCUUAUCACAACCACUCCUUUCCCAACAAGUACUAUUGAAGUGACAACUAGUACCGCUGGUGCUGAUACCCCUACACCUGCUGCUACAAGUACUACUACUAGUAGUAGUCCUAGUACUCUGCCGAUCACAACCACUCCUUUCCCAACAAGUACUAUUGAAGUGACAACAAGUACUGCUGGUCCUGAUACCCCUACACCUGCUGCUACAAGUGCUACUACUAGUAUUAGUACUCUUAUCACAACCACUCCUUUCCCAACAAGUACUAUUGAAGGGACAACUAGUACUGCUGGUGCUGAUACCACUACACCUGCUGUUACAAGUACUACUACUAGUAGUAGUACUAGUGCUCUUCCUGUCACAACCACUCCUUUCCCAACAAGUACUAUUGAAGUGACAACUAGUACUGCUGGUCCUGAUACCACCACACCUGCCCAUACACAUACUACUACCAGUAGUAGUACUGGUGCUCUGCCUAUCACAACCACUCCUUUCGCAACAAGUACUAUUGAAGGGACAACUAGUACUGCUGGUGCUGAUACCACCACACCUGCCCCUACAAGCACUACUACUAGUAGUAUUACUAGUACUCUGCCGAUCACAACCACUCCUUUCCCAACAAGUACUAUUGAAGGGACAACUAGUACUGCUGGUGCUGAUACCACCACACCUGCCCCUACAAGCACUACUACUAGUACUAGUACUCUGCCUAUCACAACCACUCCUUUCCCAACAAGUACUAUUGAAGUGACAACUAGUACUGCUGGUCCUGAUACCCCUACACCUGCUGCUACAAGUACUACUACUACUACUACUAGUACUAAUACUCUUCCUGUCACAACCACUCCUUUCCCAACAAGUACUAUUGAAGUGACAAGUACUACCAGUUCUGAUGCCACUACACCAUUCUCUACAAGUACCCCUACUGCUAGCACUAGUACUAGUCCUUUGCAAACAAGUACUAUUGAAAGUACCACUCCUUUGCAAACAAGUACUAUUGAACUUACAACUAGUACUACUAUCACUAAUACCAUUACACCUUCCCCUACAAGUACUAUUUCUAAUACUACACUUCCUAUUACAACCACUCCUUUCCCAACAAGUGCUAGUGAAGCUACAACUAGUACUUCUGGGCCUGAUACCACUACACCUGCCCCUCUAACUAUGAAUGCUAGCACUAGUACUCUUCUUAUCACAACCACUGCUUUCCCAGCAAGUACUAUUGAAUUUACAACCAGUACUACAUAUCCUGAUACCACGACACCCACCCCUACAAGUAUGACUGCUAGUACUACACCUCUUCCUAUCACUCCCACUCCUUUCCCAACAAGUAUUACUGAAGCUACAGCUAAUGCUACCUAUUCUUAUGUCACUAUACCAUCCUCUACAAGUAUUCCUACUGCUAACACUAGUACUCUUCCUGUCACAACCACUCCAUUCCCAACAAGUACUAUUGAACUUACAACUAGUACUAUUAUUCCUAAUACCACUACACCGUCCCCUACAAGUACCACUGCUAGCACUAGUACUCUUCCUGUCACAACCACUCCUUUCCCAACAAGUACUACUGAAGUUACCACUAGUACUACCCAUCCUGAUACCACUACACCUUCCCCUACAACUACGGCUAAUGCUACUACUACUCUUCCCAUUGCAACAGCUCUUUUCCCUACAAGUACUAUUGAAGUUACAACUAGUACUACUAUUCCUGAUACCACUAUACCAUCUGCUACCAGUACUACUGCUAAUACUAGUAGUAUUCAUCCUAUCACAACCACCCCCUUCCCAACGAAUACUACUGAUGCUAGCACCAAUACUAGUGUUCUUAUUACCGCUACUCUUUCCCCAAUAAGUACUGAUACCACUACCAUUAAUAAUAGUGUUUUAAUUACACCCACUGCUUCUCCUAUGAAUGCGGGUGCUAAUACUACUAACAACAGUUUUCCUAUUACGACUCCUUUUUCUGUAAGUACUUAUGAUACAAACACUGCUAUUGCUAUGGUAACGACUUCUUUUACAAGUACUGAUGUUGCUAGCGCUGGCAACCACACUCCUAUUACCAGUUCUCCUUCCCUUAUGAUAUCCGGUGGGAAUAGCACUAGCAUUACUAUUCCUACAACGUCUACUCCUUCUUCUACAGAUAUUUAUUCUCCUAGCACUAGUGUAAUAGCUAAUACCACCACCAACACUGUAAACGGUACAGGGCAUGCAGUAAAUAUUACUGAUGCAGAUAACUCUAACAGUGUUCCAUAUAACACUACCCAUGUUUCUAUUCCAAAUGCUACAAUGGCCUCAGACACAUUGAUGACUGUUCUUCUAGACACAGCAGCUCACAAUCAGGUAACAGCCAACUCUGCAGUUAGUUAUUUACCUAUUGUUGCAACUAAUGCUACCACAGAUAGUACAAAUAUUACCAUAUAUGCUUUAAACACUACCAUUCUUGAUAGAACAACAAUGGAUGCUUCUACUCCUGUAUCUACCUACAUUGCAAACACCGUAAAUGCUACUCUAGUUCCAUGAUUACUACUUGAAGCAGGACAGUUACUAUGGACAUCUCUUUAAAAAAACUAUUACAGGGGCACCUGGGUGGUUCAGCUGGCUAAGAGUCUGACUCUUGAUUUCAGCCUAGGUCAUGAUCUCACAUUUCAUGAGAUCAAGCCCUGCA